This is a messenger RNA of Procambarus clarkii (red swamp crayfish), 1540 nucleotides long. NCBI's taxonomy places the organism in Eukaryota, Metazoa, Arthropoda, Malacostraca, Decapoda, Cambaridae. The record is from RefSeq and is a predicted model, not a curated record.
AUGAGGCGUAAGAACUGUGACGGAGGUGUGUUCCUGAUGUUGCUGGUGGUGGAGUCAGUGUUCCUGGUGAUGGUGCUCCAGCGGCUGGCCUACCUCGAGGAUCAGUGUGGGAACGACACCGGACCUGACGCCAGGAGGGACGCCACACAACUUGCCGAGCCAACGAUCUACGUCAUCACUCCCACGUACCGUCGCAGUACACAGCUGGCUGAUAUGACCAGGAUGGCCCAAACACUUAUGCACAUCCCCAACCUUCAUUGGAUAGUGGUGGAGGACGCUGAGGAGACGAGCGAGGUGGUAAGAGAGCUGCUGGAGAGGACAAGGCUCCCUUUCACUCACCUCUGCGCCUCUACGCCUCUAGAGUACAGGAAUAAGACGAUGCUCGGACGAGGAGUGUUCAACAGACGGGAGGGUCUCCGCUGGCUGAGGCAGGAGGCGACCCACGGCGUCCUCUACUUCGCUGACGACGACAACUCCUACGACGUCCGACUCUUCCAUCAGAUCAGGCAGACGAAGAAGGCCUCGGUGUUUCCCGUGGGGAUGAUCCUCGAACUGGGCGUCAGCUCUCCCAUCGUGCGGGGCGGGAAGGUGGUCGGCUUCCAUGACGCUUUCCAGGGCGGAAGGAAGUUCGCGUUGGACAUGGCGGGCUUCGCUGUCAACCUGAGGCUGUUGCAUGCGAACCCAACGGCCACCGUCCCUCACCGAGUCUCCUACCUCGAGGAUGGCUUCCUCAGGAGACUCAGGCUGGAACUGGAAGAUCUUGAGCCUCUAGCCUCAGGCUGCACCGAGGUACUAGUGUGGCACACCAAGACACAGCGGGGCAGGAAGCCCAACAUGGACAAUGUUCCGGGUGAACACUUCGACACCAACUUGGUCCAACUCUACCGCCACCUUCUGCGCUGACCCGCCUCUCCCAACUCCGCGCAAGUCGUCGGCCAGUCUGCAGUUGUUUACCGACCCAGAACCCCCCUCCCCCCCCACCCACUCCACCUUCGUGCCUGGUCCUUCCAUGCAGCGGCCGACCCCAUUGAUGUGAACCGACUGUGUCUUCAAUUGUCGGGGUUCUCAAUACACAUAUGAAUACUAUUAUAUAUUAGUUUUUAGGUACUUGACAAUUAUUUGCAUUUGCAGGUUGUGGGAAACCUGUCAUCGAGCCAGGCUCGUUAAAGCUGCGGCCAUGCCCCCCCCUCCCCUCCCCCCCUAGACACAUUCAUCAGUUCUAACAUGUUGUGUAUUAGAAAUAGAGAAAUAGGUUUGUUCUCAUAAGUUAAUAUUACAAUAGUAUUACAUUACAUUAAAGUUCUAUGUAUAAUUAGGAAUAGGUUAGGUUAGGUGUUCAGGUUCCGUUGGCAAAUCUGUAAAGACAUCACGUGGCAACCUGUCCUCUGACCAAGGCUAUUCCAUCCAGCGGUCGACCCCUAUUGAUGCUUUCAUAAAUGUUAUAAUGCUGUUCAUUCAAGCCCGUCCUCAUAAACAGAGACCCAAAGUCCAUUCCAUGCACCCGCCAAACCCCUUGUUUAUGAAUGAAAAACGGUUUACA